GUUCCGUUCCAAAACGAGACUCCAGCAGCGCACGUGUUACAAACGUUUUCUUGUUUAUAGUCCUCCGUGAAGCGAUAAGCCGAGAGGAACAAACAUCACAACUCAUCUAUCCAUACUACUUUGAAAAUAUAAACAGCAACAGAAAUGGCAACAGAAGAAGUAAAUCCUAAAGCCUACCCCUUGGCUGAUGCAGUUUUUAAUAAAACAAUCCUGGACAUGUUACAGCAGUGUUCAAAUUACAAGCAACUCAAGAAAGGGGCCAAUGAAGCCACAAAAACUCUCAAUCGUGGAAUUGCUGAAUUCAUUGUGAUGGCAGCAGAUGCAGAGCCAUUGGAAAUUUUGCUUCAUCUUCCUCUCUUAUGUGAGGAUAAGAAUGUACCCUAUGUAUUUGUGAAGUCCAAACAAGCUCUGGGCCGAGCCUGUGGAGUAUCACGGCCAGUCAUUGCAGCCUCGGUUAUUGUCAAUGAGGGCUCCCAGAUGAAGGCUCAGAUCGACAAGGUCAAACAAAGCAUAGAGAAACUACUGAUCUAACAUUCAUCGUAUCAUCAUCAUCAUCAUCACAGCUACACGUGUAGUGCUGUCAUCAUCAUCACUUCAUAAAGAUAAUUGGAAUAUCUGAAGACAGAAAAAUCUUUAAAUGAAAACUUCUAUCAAGUUGAAUUGUAGAAUGGACAUCAUUCUUCUAAAAAAAAUAAUGUGUUUUACAAGUGUAAGAACUUUUUAAUGUAUGGGUUGAUCGCUGGCUGUUAAUUUGGAAAUCUUAUGUCAUUGACUUGCUUUGACCAGCAUAUUAUCGACUUAAAUUACUUUUUCUUUUUGUUAAGAUACAGCAAUCAUAAUUUUAUAUGUUUUUGAAUAAUAGUUAAACAUUAUAUACAUUUUGUUAUUGAUUGGAAUGUCAUUCCUGCAAUGAACCAGGUUUUAAUUCAUACCAGAUAGGUAGUAUGAAUAAAAUGUAGUUUCAUACAAA
Molecule: messenger RNA, 970 nt
Organism: Mizuhopecten yessoensis (Yesso scallop)
Lineage: Eukaryota; Metazoa; Mollusca; Bivalvia; Pectinida; Pectinidae
Product: NHP2-like protein 1
Exons: 5
Coding region: 145-531 (128 amino acids)
Biological process (GO): ribosome biogenesis; mRNA splicing, via spliceosome; maturation of SSU-rRNA
Cellular component (GO): precatalytic spliceosome; nucleolus; box C/D methylation guide snoRNP complex
Molecular function (GO): RNA binding
Source: RefSeq, a predicted model, not a curated record